Messenger RNA from Hyposmocoma kahamanoa, 936 nucleotides. RefSeq lists its product as uncharacterized. Gene Ontology annotation, molecular function: nucleic acid binding. Gene Ontology annotation, biological process: DNA integration. NCBI's taxonomy places the organism in Eukaryota, Metazoa, Arthropoda, Insecta, Lepidoptera, Cosmopterigidae. The record is from RefSeq and is a predicted model, not a curated record. The coding region runs from base 1 to 936 and encodes 311 amino acids. The transcript has a single exon.
AUGGGUCAGCUGCCAGUUUCUAGAACGGAGCUAGAGUUCCCAUUUUUAUAUUAUAGCGUUGACUACGCUGGGCCAGUAUUGGUAACAGACCGAAAGGGUAUAGGUUGCAAAGUAAUAAAAUCUUUUUUGGCAAUCUUUAUUUGCAAUUCGGUUAAAGCCUGUCAUAUCGAACUCGUUACGGCUCUAUGUAGUGAAGCGUACAUAGCCGCCUUAAAUCGUUUUGUUUCACGUCGCGUCAAGCCUGAAAGCAUCACGUCUGACAACGGUACCAAUUUCGUUGGUACUUGUAACGAGCUAGCUCAAUUCCUCGUACAGUCGGACCUAGAAGGUCGCAUUGCUCAAGAAGGCAUCGAAUUUAAAUUCGUGCCGGCUUAUACACCCCAUUUCAAUGGCUUAGCUGAAGAAGCCGUUCGUUCUACAAAACAUCACCUUAGACGCUUGUUACAAUUAACUCAUUUGACCUAUGAGGAGAUCGCUACAUGCCUCAUUCAAAUAGAGGCUGUACUAAAUUCUCGUCCCCUCACCCCUCUUUCCACUGAUCCCUUAGAUUUUUCCGCUCUCGCUCCUGCUCACUUUUUAAUUGGACGCUCACUUAUGUCCGUUCCUCAGCCGCAGGUUCCUGAUACGAACAUCAACCGCAUCGAGAGAUUCAGACGAGUUGAGCUGCCGAAACAACACUUUUGGAAGCGUUUUUCCUUGGAGUACGUUACAUUGCUUCAAGAAAAGUCGAAAUGGCGAACUUCAUCUAAGGAGCUAAAACUUGACUCUCUUGUUUUCGCCAAAGACAAGGCGUUGCCACCACUACUGUGGUCUUUAGGCCGAGUUACUCAGCUCUACCCUGGCAGUGAUGGAGUCACUAGAGUCGCGGAGUUAAAAACUAAGAGAGGCACCAUACGUAGAGCCUUUAAUAAUAUUUGCCCUCUUCCAGUUCUUUGA